Molecule: messenger RNA, 2898 nt
Organism: Zootermopsis nevadensis
Lineage: Eukaryota; Metazoa; Arthropoda; Insecta; Blattodea; Termopsidae
Source: RefSeq, a predicted model, not a curated record
GAGGCAUGCACAUCUUUCGCUCUCCCUGGCUACUUUUAUUUGUAUCUAAUGGAAGAUUGUCGUAAUGUGGGAUUGGCAAAGUAAUUGCAAUGUCAGAUAAACUUAGGUAAAAGGAAGUCCUUCGGAAAUUAAAGUGUUUGCUUGUAGCCACGAGCUAGGAGAAGUGAAUAGAGAUUGUUUAAAUUUAUAAAUGUACGUGCGAUGAUUCUAAUGGGAGCAAAUUAGUAAAUGUCUGCAAUGCCGUUCCUGUCAUAGUUGAAUGCAAGAGUAUAGCAGUUCAUGGUGUAUUCUGUCACAUUAGGCAUUUGGUUUGGAGUUAUGGAUAGCUCAUUACUGAGAAGGUCUCACUCUAUUGAAGAUGAAGCUGAGCUUCAGAAGGAUAGUGACAGUGAUGAUGGUUUACUCUAUAAGAUUAUAACCUCAGCAGAGAAAUUUCAGGACUUGAAACUGAAGGAACUUCCCCUGGUCCAUCAGACAAGAAAGAAAUCUGAGAAUGGCAGUACUUCAAGCUUAGUAGAUCCUGAUGAUUCUUGGAUGAUUGGAGGAUCAUUGGGUUCAAGAAAUACAGUGCUGAGGUUCCGAUGCAACGCCCUCUCAGACCCCCCUGUUGAUCCUCCAGCAAAUGAGCUUCAUAUGACCUACAAGACAAUCCAGGCAGAAACCAAACUAUUGUCUGCUGUUCUCCAUUCCCAUGGCAUGCGAGAAGUUCAUCCAAACAUUCCGGACUUCAACCUGCUGUGGACAGGGGUCCAUCCAAAACCCCAUUUGCUGAAAGCCAUGGCACCUUAUCAACGGGUCAAUCAUUUUCCCAGGUCAUAUGAACUAACACGCAAGGAUCGUCUGUACAAGAAUAUUGAGAAGAUGCAGCAUGCAAAAGGAGCAAAACACUUUGACUUUAUUCCUCAGACAUUUGUGAUGCCAGUGGAUUUUCGAGAACUUUGUUCAUCGCAUUACAGACACCGUGGUCCAUGGAUUGUAAAGCCAGUUGCUUCCUCAAGAGGACGCGGUAUUUAUAUUGUCAGUAGUCCUGACCAAGUACCUCUCGAAGAGACUGUAGUUGUUGCAAAAUACAUUGAUAAUCCUUUGCUGGUGGAUGGACACAAAUGUGAUUUGCGGUUAUAUGUGGCUGUGACUUCAUAUGACCCUCUCCUUGUGUACUUAUAUGAGGAGGGACUAGUACGGUUUGCGACUGUGAAAUAUGACUUAAGUGGCAAACACCUGUGGAACCCAUGUAUGCAUCUGUGCAAUUACAGCAUAAACAAAUACCACUCAGACUAUAUCAAGAGUGAGGACCCAGAUGCAGAGGAUGUUGGCCACAAGUGGACUCUGAGUGCGUUGUUGCGGCAUUUACGUGCACAGGGAACAGACACCUCAGUCUUGAUGCAGAGGAUAGAGGAGGUAGUGGUGAAGGCUAUCCUAGCAUCUGCUCCACCUAUUAUAUCUGCUUGUCGCAUGUUUGUACCCUACCCUCGCAACUGUUUUGAACUGUAUGGUUUCGACAUUUUGAUCGACUCAACCCUGAAACCGUGGCUGUUGGAAGUGAAUCUGUCUCCGUCUCUUGGUUGUGAUUCACCUCUGGAUGUUCGAGUGAAGUCAGCCAUGUUGGUUGAUCUCUUGACUCUAGUUGGUUUGCCUACUGUAGAUCCAAUGCUUCGUCGUGCCAACGAAUGUCACCGGCCUCAAAGUCAAUUAGAUAUUCUGAAAAAACUUAGUUGUCGACGUGUCCACUCUGCUGAUGCCCUGGCUGGUAGCAGCAGUAAUAUUGGAAGGAAGCCACCUCCGAUAGUCACAUCUUCACGGUUGAUUGCUAGUUCUCUUUCACUCUCUCCGGAAGAAAAUCGAAUCAUCAAGUCAGUUCGUGCAGAAUUUGAACGUAGGGGUGGCUUUGUUCGAAUAUUCCCAUCAGCUGAAAGCUGGAAACGUUACGGGUGUUUCCUAGAUCCAGUGACUGGAAUUACAUGUACUUCAGCAGUGUCUGGGAGUCAUUUGUGUGCCCCACCUAUGGUGGUGCCACGUAACUACAACCUUCUUAUUCAUCAGCAGCUGUUUCCUGAGCUACAGUCAGCUUGUAAAGCUAUGGAUGGUGCACCACUUCCAGAUCGCCUUACUCGCUAUGAGAGAGCCCUUCUUCAAGGUCACAAGGCCAGUUUAGAUGAAGGGCAUCUUGACAGGUCUGGAGGAGAAAAUGAUGACUCUGAUGCUGUUGAGGAGCGGAAGGAGGUGACAGAACUGAAAAAUGAAGUAAUUCAGAAUAUGGAAGAUGGUAGCAGACUCAGCCAGUACCAGGCUCGGCGGACAUUUUCUCAGUAUCUCAUCUGUAUUCUGCGACAAAUAUCUGGUCAGAACAAAGCUGAUCCUGUAAUUGAGGACCAUGGUGAAUUGAUUCUGCGCUUCCUACAAAAGGCUUCCUCCAAUCUGCGUACUCCAUAUUUUGUCCAGGACCGCAUGGCUGUGGUGGCUAAACAGCUGAAUGAUUUCAUCUACCUCUACAACAGAGAAACAGAUCUUUAUAGUGAAGGAGGAGAGACACCCAACAUCGUGCCAGGCAAGCUUUACCAGCAGUUUCUUGCUGCAGCUAAUGAGCAAGAUCUUGAGGAAGUUCUGUCAGUACAGACACGGCUGUACAAGUGUACACAUUUGUACGUGGGUCGUUCAGGUUCCAGUCCUAACAGCAUGAGGCCAUUUGGUUUACUUCGAUCACUGCCGUACACUCCAAGAGGUUCGGACAAGACUGACUGUGAAUGUAGUGCAUCACAUCAUCGGAAAACACUGCCAUGUCUGUCUAAGAGUGGAUCAGCUAUAGGAGCGUCGGCCACAACACAGCAGAGCUCAAGUUUGCCUUCCACUGCUGCUGGUACAGGCAAGAGGCAGAGCCUUAAAAUAUCUCGAGCACUGUGA